AUGUCGCUUACAGAUGUUUCGGAUUCGAUAUCGGUGGUAGUGACCGAGACAUCUCAGUCUUCAGCAGUCUUUCAGAGACAAGAUCCCUCGUUUGAUUCCGGAAUAGCGCCAGUAUACGAGGAUGUAGAAGAUCAAAAAGAUACAGAAACUUCCUUCUGGUACAACCUCAAACUCUCGGACAUCACCCGUGGAGUAAUAUACGGGAUUUAUUACUCACGGCAGCAUUUAUUCCACUCAUACUUUAUCAUUCCUCUUGGGAUCAUUGUACUAUUCGCAGUAUUGUACGGUUUGAACCAGAUCCUAGCCAACGUAAUCCGGAUUCGGUUUCCAGCCUCAGUAUUGGGCAUGUUGAUUAAUCUUGUAGUGUUAGUUGUUCUCAACUUGGUAGCAAACAUUAGACUGAACCAUCCGGAAAAAGGAGGUGUUCUCACUAGCAUCAGCAAGGGUUCUGCUUGGCUCUUGACAAACUAUUUGACAAUAACGAAACCGCCCAUGAACUUCUCGUUGAAGUGGAUCAACGUUUUCUUCAUUCCCUCGUUUAUCAUCUUGCCUCUUUCUGACCCUAUCACGUUCAUGGAGUGUCUCAAGAUCGCUGGUGUGUUUGUUUUUGGUUUUCUACUUUUGUUUUGUGUGGACGUCUAUGCCAUCAUUGGCUUGAAAUGGACACUUAACCAUUUUGGAAUCUUCCGCGACGACACGAAAGUAUCCGAGGCCACAAACUCAGACGAUGAAACCAACAACGACGAAGAGAGUGAAAAUGAGGAUAUUGAGUUAGAAAUUAUUCCUUCUAGAGGUUUCAAUUCUCAUAUGAGAGACGAUAUCACCACUAUUGAUAUCCAGAGCUUGCAUCCUACGCGAACUGAGCCUAGUAACAAUGUUAUUCGUCAUAGCUCAGUAUCCGAAAACCCAUUCGACGGAGGAAAUGUCUCUACAUUGAGCGAGUUGACUCCAGAAAACCUCAUUCAUCCUGCUCCCAUACAUCAAAGAGCUCACAGCAUUGCAACACCAGACCCGCAUUUGCAAUUACGUUCCCCAGAUUCGGCUCCUACCAUUAUGGUUUCACCGGAAAGCGAAGACGAAAUUGAAUUUGAUAGAAACAGUGCACGGCUGUCAUCAGAUACAGUUGCUUCUUCUGAGAUUUUCUCUCCCAAGCUCAGUGAAAAGUCGAAAAAAAUUGUAGUCUUCAUCACUUCGUAUUUCGAUUGGAUAUUGUAUUGUGUUCUCUUUGUUGUUUCGCUUCCCUUAUACUACAUUUCGUCACUACAUGUGUUCUUGCCGUAUCAUUUGGGUAUCACUAUCUUGGCUUACUAUAUAGCUUUGCUCAUUCCUCAAAAAUGGCCCUCCACCAAAAAGUUCGCUCAUCCCAUCUUGAUCCUGACGCUUGAAAUCCUUUUCGUGUGUUUCAUAGGCUCUCUCAUCUACCAUAGAGGUGAACUCAAAGGAUUUCUCGAUGACUUGCGCUUCUAUAAGACUGGCAAAAAUUACUUAAACUUGUUCAACAACCAAAUCAUGCUUGACAAUGGGCAACAGUCUUCAAUACCAGACGAUAACUUCACAGCCACACCCAUCUGGCCCGGUUGCGGCGAUGUCCUCAGUUCUCUCAUGGAUAUCUCCAUUGUCUCGUUAUCUUUGCCAAUGUUCACGCAUAGAAAGGACUUCGUUCGCAACUUCUGGGUCUUGAUGCCCCCUAUACUUUUAUCAGUUGCGCUUACGUUUUUCAUUUACCCCGUAGUCAGCUUCAAUAUCGGCAUCGAGUCGGAGCGGUCGAUAGGGUUCAUAGGCCGUUCCGUUACUCUUGCACUCGGCACGCCGUUGAUAGAGGGACUCGGAGGUUCAGUAUCGCUCAUGGCUGUUUGCACUAUUCUCAGUGGAAUCUGUGGGGUGCUUAUCGGAGAUACUCUUUUCGACUUAUUGCGCGUCGCCAAAAACGAUUACGUCACACGAGGUGUAAGUCUUGGAAUAAAUUGUGGAGCUAUUGCUACAGCCCAUUUGCUCAACGUAGACCCAAGAGCAGCCUCCAUGAGCUCAUUGAGCUUCAGCGUUUUUGGCACUGUCAUGGUCGUCAUGGCCAGCGUGGGUGCUGUCAGAGACAUGAUCCGGAGCUGGGUAGGACUAUAG
This is a messenger RNA of Scheffersomyces stipitis CBS 6054, 2118 nucleotides long. RefSeq lists its product as uncharacterized. The record is from RefSeq and is a predicted model, not a curated record. NCBI's taxonomy places the organism in Eukaryota, Fungi, Ascomycota, Pichiomycetes, Serinales, Debaryomycetaceae. The transcript has a single exon. The coding region runs from base 1 to 2118 and encodes 705 amino acids.